CCUACCCGUUGGACCAAGUAGUGUGAUUGAGAAGGUUUCCAAAUACCCAACCACACAGACUACGGACAUUGGGAGCAGUCGUCGUCAAAGAAACGAGCUCAAAGACGAAGCUAAAUUGAAAACGAAUCCAUCUUUUUUCUCUCACGAACCGCCAUCACCACAUUCAAGCACCAAACCAACUCUUCACCCCUUACCCUUUUUCUCGCACACACAUCCCCAACCAUGGAGCAACACGGCACAACCCUCUUACCUCGAAUGGACAUGGGAGACGGGAACAUGGACGGACCGGCGUGUAAAAUUUCAAUGCUCUGGAACUGGUACACCAUCGAUGCCUGCUUCCUCCACCAGUCCUGGCAAAUCACCACGCGCGGCGCCUUCGCCGCCACCUGCAUCGGCAUCAUGUUGAUGGUCGUCAUGCUCGAGUUCCUGCGCCGGCUGGCCAAAGAAUACGACGAGUGGAUCGUCCGUGACUUUCGAAGACGGUCGGCCCUGAUUAGCGAACAACAGCGACGUCUGCGUCAACGGCAGGCUUCACCAUCAUCAUGUGGUACUGCGGAUGCAGCAGCAAAGACUGCUGGACUUUUGGCUACCACAACGUCCGUCCAUGUCACCACCGGGAAGAGAAGAGGAUACAUGGGGAGGAGAACAACAGCAACCACCCUCAAGUUCCGCGCCAGUCCGUUGCAGCAGCUGAUAAGGGCCCUGAUUCACGCCGUCAUGUUUGGUCUGGGGUAUCUGAUCAUGUUGCUGGCCAUGUACUACAAUGGCUAUGUGCUCAUCAGCAUCUGGAUCGGGGCGCUGCUCGGCAAGUUCUUGUGCGAUUGGUUGACGGUCAAGUUUGAGAUUCCUGGUGGGGAUGAGGAGGAGGAGGAGAUGAUGGAUGGUGGAUUCACCGAUGAGGUGCCGAGGCUGCAGGGCGUGGAGGAUGCCACUGUUUGCUGUGGUUGAAAAGCCAGACGGGAUGAGGAAGUUGAGGAUGGAAGAAGGGACGGAAGAUAAUGACGACUGCGAUGAUACCUCUUUGUGCUUUUUUCAUUUCCACUGUUGAUAAUCAAUGGACUGGGUUUAUACGCAACGCCGCUUGUUCGGUUUAUUUUCCUGUAUCUGCGUGGUUUCAUAGCAUGAUUUGGCUAAAAGUUUUUGACAACAUUAAAGAUCUGUAGAGGCUGACGGGCAAGAAGAGGAAAGGGCGGAAUGUCGCGGAGUCUCGCGUAAAGGGCUUGCAAAUCACGAGGUCACACUGGCCACAGGGCCAAUAUGGAAGCUGUCACUCACCUUCCUCUCAAGUCCUGUAGAUACUUGUUCCGGACUGCGGAAUGUACCUUCUCUUCUUUACCACCCUGAAUCACGGUUCGCCAUCAUUGGUCAAAUUUGCUCUUUUUGUUAUCACGUCUUGAAGCCUCUCCUGUUCUCUGAAUUGUUGGUAC
Messenger RNA from Neurospora tetrasperma FGSC 2508, 1427 nucleotides. RefSeq lists its product as uncharacterized. NCBI's taxonomy places the organism in Eukaryota, Fungi, Ascomycota, Sordariomycetes, Sordariales, Sordariaceae. Gene Ontology annotation, biological process: copper ion transmembrane transport. Gene Ontology annotation, cellular component: membrane. Bases 223 to 948 code for a protein of 241 amino acids. The record is from RefSeq and is a predicted model, not a curated record. Gene Ontology annotation, molecular function: copper ion transmembrane transporter activity. The transcript is spliced from 2 exons.